GGACGCGCGCCGCCCCGAGGGCCGCAGGCCGCGGGGCCCCCGAGUCCCCGACCCUAACGGCCUGAGGCCCUCUGGAGCCAGCGGCCCCGCUCUUGGCUCGCCCGCGGCCGCCCCCGGGGAGCCGGACGAAGUGGACAAGUUUAAGGCGAAGUUCCUGACGGCCUGGAACAACGUCAAGUACGGUUGGGCAGUCAAAAGCCGGACCAGCUUUAGCAAGAUCUCCAGCGUCCACCUCUGUGGCCGCCGCUACCGCUUCGAGGGCGAGGGUGACAUCCAGCGUUUCCAGCGGGACUUCGCGUCCCGCCUGUGGCUCACAUACCGCCGGGACUUCCCGCCCCUGGCCGGAGGUGGCCUAACCUCAGACUGUGGCUGGGGAUGCAUGCUGCGCAGUGGGCAGAUGAUGCUGGCCCAGGGCCUGCUGCUGCAUUUCCUGCCCCGAGACUGGACAUGGGCCGAGGGCACGGGCCCGGGCCCCUCUGAGCCAUCAGGGUUGGCCUCUCCCAACCGUUACCGUGGGCCUGCACGCUGGAUGCCCCCGCGCUGGGCCCGGGGCACCCCUGAGCUGGAGCAGGAACGUCGACACCGGCAGAUAGUGUCCUGGUUCGCCGACCACCCCCAGGCCCCCUUCGGCCUACACCGGCUGGUGGAGCUUGGGCAGAGCUCAGGCAAGAAGGCGGGGGACUGGUAUGGGCCAUCUCUGGUGGCGCACAUACUCAGGAAAGCUGUGGAGAGCUGCUCAGAGGUCACCCGCCUGGUGGUGUAUGUUUCUCAGGACUGCACAGUGUACAAGGCAGAUGUGGCACGCCUGGUGGCCAGGCCGGACCCCACGGCCGAAUGGAAGGCCGUGGUCAUCUUGGUGCCAGUGCGGCUGGGCGGCGAGACUCUCAACCCCGUGUAUGUGCCCUGUGUGAAGGAGCUCCUGCGUUCAGAGCUAUGCCUGGGCAUCAUGGGGGGCAAGCCACGGCAUUCACUGUACUUCAUCGGCUAUCAGGAUGACUUCCUGCUCUACCUGGAUCCCCACUACUGCCAGCCCACUGUGGAUGUCAGUCAGGCUGACUUCCCCCUGGAGUCCUUCCAUUGCACCUCACCCCGAAAGAUGGCCUUCGCCAAGAUGGACCCAAGCUGUACAGUGGGGUUCUAUGCUGGAGACCAGAAGGAGUUUGAGACGCUCUGCUCAGAGCUGACCAGGGUCCUCAGCUCCUCCUCAGCCACCGAGCGCUACCCCAUGUUCACCGUAGCUGAGGGCCAUGCUCAGGACCACAGCCUGGACGACCUCUGCUCCCAGCUCUCCCAGCCAACACUGCGGCUCCCUCGCACGGGGCGGCUCCUCAAAGCCAAACGCCCAAGCUCUGAGGACUUUGUGUUUUUAUAACGGGUGGGGUUGGGGGAGAAGAUGCACACUAUUUAUUUUUUUAUUUAUGUCAUGCUGGGUAUGGGAGCUUGAAAUCUGGAGGUGAUGGGUCUUCCCGUUCUCACCCCCUUGACAAGUGCAGCUGAGACCAGUCCAAGAAACCUCGGAACUGGGGGCCAUCCCGACAGGGGCAGAGCCAGUAUGCCUCUCUCCGGCCGGCUGGGCCCUCCGCACAGGGCAGGGAGGGAGGGCUCCCAGACACCCACUCAGGGCCUGACUCAAGUACUGUAGUUUGCACUGGACCACCUGUGCCCCUCGCUGGUCCCAAAGCUCCCACCCUGCCGAAGUCCAGGGGUGGUGGGGGGAACUGUGGCCACUGGGGGCUAAUAAAGCCGUUUAACUUGA
Molecule: messenger RNA, 1756 nt
Organism: Leptonychotes weddellii (Weddell seal)
Lineage: Eukaryota; Metazoa; Chordata; Mammalia; Carnivora; Phocidae
Gene: ATG4D
Product: autophagy related 4D cysteine peptidase
Biological process (GO): protein processing; piecemeal microautophagy of the nucleus; protein delipidation
Cellular component (GO): cytoplasm
Molecular function (GO): cysteine-type endopeptidase activity; protein-phosphatidylethanolamide deconjugating activity
Source: RefSeq, a predicted model, not a curated record